UGCUUUGCCUCACUUGAGCCCUGUCUCCUUGGCUGGCUGCCUUCUUUGGCGCAGGCGACCAGCCUUUUGCCUCCUCGGGGCGCGCUUCACACCUGGACGCCGCCACCUGAGCUGAGGGAGACCUGAAGUUUGCGCGCCAAAAGCUGGGCAGGGAUGGAGACCGUCGACCAGCUCACCUCCAAGGGGAGUUUCCGGGCGGUGAAGGAACCCCUGGCUUUCUUGAGGGUGCUGGAGUGGCUUUUUGCAAUCUUUGCAUUUGCAACAUGUGGUGGCUAUUCUGGAGGACUACGGCUCAGUGUGGACUGUGCAAACAAGUCAGACAGCGACCUCAGCAUUGACAUUGCCUUUGCCUACCCAUUCAGGUUGUACCAGGUGAAUUUUGAUGUUCCCACCUGUGAAGGCAAACGACGAGAAAAACUCGCACUAAUAGGUGACUUCUCUUCUUCAGCGGAAUUCUUUGUCACUAUUGCAGUCUUUGCGUUCCUCUACUCCUUGGCAGCCACAGUAGUUUACAUUUUCUUCCAGAAUAAAUACCGUGAAAACAACAGGGGCCCAUUGAUUGACUUCAUCGUGACAGUGGUGUUUUCAUUCAUGUGGCUCGUGGGCUCCUCUUCUUGGGCCAAAGGGCUAUCUGAUGUGAAGGUUGCUACUGACCCAAGUGAAGUGCUCUUACUGAUGUCAGCAUGCAAGCAGCAGUCCAACAAAUGCUUGCCUGUGCGCAGCCCUAUUAUGUCAAGUUUGAAUACUUCGGUGGUAUUUGGAUUCUUGAACUUUAUUCUCUGGGCAGGAAACAUUUGGUUUGUUUUUAAGGAGACAGGUUGGCAUUCUUCAGGCACAAGAUACCCUCAAGACACCGUGGAGAAACAGUCCAGCAGCUACAACCAAGGUGGCUACAACCAAGAUAGCUAUGGGCCAAGUGGUGGGUAUAACCAACAGGGAGGCAACUUUGACCAACAAACCAACUAUGGCCAAGUUGGCGAAUUUGGCCAGCAGCAACAGAGUGGCCCAACUUCAUUUGCUAAUCAGAUUUAGCCCUUGCGGAGUUCUGAGAGUUCUAACACUGAAUUUUAUAUGUGAAAAGUUGAAACACAGUGGCAGCAGAUCUUUGAAGCUUUUAGAGAAAUGAAACAGAGUUUCAUGUAAAAUCAAAGAUCUAACAGGCCAGCUAAGGAAGGUGGGUGGUGGCUCUUGUUUGUUUAUAUAUGAUGCAUUUUCUCCUUGUGAAUAGAUGACUGAUGAUAUAUUCAUCACAGGUGGUGAAUUGGAGUAAAUAAUUGUUGUAUGUACUGUAUAGAUAACUUUACAGUAGUUUUGUAUGUGUAUGGUAGCAGCAUUUUGUAGCCGCAAGUCUGCAGUAUGUAAUAUGCAUUAUUACACAAUUAGAUUAGUAUUAGAUUUUCUUCUGCAUUUUGGUAAAGAGCAAAAUGUGUUUUCAUAUGAUUUUUGAAGGUUACUGUAUACAUCACAGAGCAUGCACUGUAGUUCCUAGGUUUUCAACAGUGCCUGUAUGACUGUUGGUUUGUCCUACUCUAUUUAAUUUUAUUUAUUUAUUUAUUUAUUUAUUAUUGAAGAAUUUUAUUUGACAUUAUUACUGAUUAGCAGAUUUGCAGUAUGUCUUGGUGCAUGAAGCCACAUAAUUUUCACACCAACUGAAUAUUAUGCAUUGUAUACAUGGGAUUCUUCAAUGACUACCAUUACUCUUCUAAAUUGGUUUGUUUAAUAUAAUGCUUUAGAUAAUGUAUGUAUGCCUAUUUUAUAUAUUUUGCAGAGCUGGAUCAAUGGCUUACCCAAAUCCUGAAUGCUACAUAUAACUAAAACAAUUUUCCGUAAAGAGCCAUGCAGAAAUAUAUGCUGUAAACUGACCAAUUCUUUUUUGUUUAACCAAGCUCAGUAUUCCUUCUACAGAUCCAUAUUUCUAUUGAUGUUUUGUGACUCUUUGAACGUGAGCUGUGUAAUGUAAGGACCAAGUAACUGUGUUUACAUGUUUACAAAGGUAUUUAUUUAAUUAGGGUAACAGAAGUGCAGAUAUCAGUAAGUGAAACUAUGUAGGAAAACGACCACAUUGAUUGGUCGUGCUACACAAUAUGUGUACAUUUAGAGCUGUUGUUAAGCACUGCAGAAGAAUACCUAUUCCUAUCUUGCCGUUGAUAAUGUAGAAUGUUUUUCUCUUUAUGCUGUUGCAAAAUUGUCCAAAGUCUGUUGAGUCCAGUCAUGAGGAAUACUGGAUUUGGUGCUAUCAGUCAGUAGAGGGAGUGUGUCAAACAUACGAUCUCAACAAUAAAAAACACAAGGAGGCCUUUCACACGACCUCCGGCAGCCACUGCAAAAGGCUGCGGGGAAGGCAGGCGAACGCCUGCCUCUGCCAGCAGAUGGGCAGCAGCCGCCCUCCACUCCGCCCCGCCGCAGCGGCACAGAGAUGUCAGGAGCUGGGAGUGGGAGGACUUUCCUCCUUCCACAUCCCAGGGUGUCCUGCACGACGAGUGCAGCAUCUACUCUCAUGAGAGCAGCCACCACACUUGGCACGGCUGCUCCUUCCUCCGGGCUGGCUGCCAGAAAUGGCGGUGGGCCAGUGGGAAGCCAUUUAACCUGGCGGUGAUUGCCCAGAGGAUUGUCAGCUGAGGUUAAGUGAACCAUAGGCUCGGCUAAACAGUGGGUCCAAAGGCAGAGCUAGGUGUGAGGACAGCACCAGGAUCAGACCCAAUCCCGGCACUUAGGAACAUAGGAACAUAGGAAUCUGCCAUAUACUGAGUCAGACCAUUGGUCCAUCUAGCUCAGUAUUGUCUUCACAGACUGGCGGCGGCUUCUCCAAGGUUGCAGGCAGGAAUCUCUCUCAGCCCUAUCUUGGAGAAGCCAGGGAGGGAACUUGGAACCUUCUGCUCUUUCCAGAGCAGCUCCAUCCCCUAAGGGAAAUAUCCCUUUUCAGUGCUCACACAAGUGCUCACACUUCUAGUCUCCCAUUCAUAUGCAACCAGGGUGGACCCUGCUUAGCUAAGGGGACAAAUCAUGCUUGCUACCACAAGACCAGCUCUCCACUUCACAAGCACAGCCUAGUCCAGGCUGGGCUGCCCUUGCCUGGGCUUGGCUGCGCAUGUGAACAGCCUCCAGGUCAGUUCCCUAAGAGGUAUUAAGAGGGGUAUAGCUGAGCUAGAGACCAUGCUGAUCUCACAAUGUUCACAUUAUCCUAGAAAAAGUAGUCUCCAUUCAGAGUCAGAUUUCUCAUGCUAGUUGAGGAGCUUUAUUCUCUCCUUUCUCUAGCAACAGAUAGAGCUCUAUACACUUCACAGCAAAAAGGCUGCACCCACUGCUAAGUGGAGAUGAGUUUGAGCUCAGCCUCUCCCAUAUAGCAAAGAAAGGUUAAGCUCUGUUGUCACUGUUGUGUGAGGUAAGUACUGGACUGCUUCCUAAGAGUUGCUUCUAGAAGAUGGGAUAGGCGCUUCCUACCUAAGGUAGGUCUAGGUAGUUAACAGGUCGGGCUGUGAAAAGGGGGAGGAACUGAACCUCCUCUACCAAGCCCAUCUGCCUGAGUUAUCUUGUGCACCAAUUCUCCUCCUCCUCUCUGCUCCCAUGUGAAAAGGCCUCUAGAGUGCUGGCCUGGAGCAUCUCCAUAGAGCUGAUUGAGACCACACUCUACUGGCCUCUGCCUGAAUACACUUCUGCUCCACCACUUCUUUCCAGGAGGAGUGGGAGGCUGAAGCAGAAGGAAAGGAUGCUACCAAAGGUAGUAAGGCCUUGCUGGGAAGGAAGGGGCAGGGGGAAGAAGGGAAUGAAGGUGGGCACACAAUCUGAUCUGGGGGUGGAAAUGACUGUUUGUCAUGCUUCAUGUAUCUUGCAGCUGAGGAAAGAGGUCUGGGGCAAAGAUGUGCAGCAGAACGAGCUGUUUGUUAUGCUUUGCUAAGAAGGGAGCAGCCUUCUUAUGAAGAAGGGAGCAGCAGCCAAUUUGGGGGUGGGUGGAAUUCACAUGCAAACUGGGUUCAGAAAUUCUGUUGGCACCCCCAUAGUUAGACAAAGUCUGUUGCCAGUGUUAGUCACUGCCAGUGCAUGCUUUCUGUGCAUAAGCAUGUACUAAUCAAAACAGGUAGGGUUGGGAGGGAGUUUACAAGGGUUACAAAUCUAACUAAAUGGUUCAUUCCAGAAGCAAGAAAAUGUUGAAUGGGCUACUGCGCAUUCUGUACAAAUGUACUCAGUUUGCAGCCUAUAGCAGAACACACCAUAAGAAAACAUUGGACAUCUGCAUUUCUAAGUGAAAGUGUAUCCGUCUAUAAUAUAAUUCAUUGUAUGAGCUGUGAAUGUUCAAAGCAUCUUUUAGCAUAAAACAGCAUAGUCACUUAUAUGAUUGUUGUAACCAAUGUAUGGCUGCUCGGUGGAUGAAUCAAUAUUGUGAUAUAAAUAUAUAUAAUAUAUGAAUUUGACUGAAAUAAAGUUUAUUGCAUACAA
This is a messenger RNA of Hemicordylus capensis (graceful crag lizard), 4434 nucleotides long. It is a transcript of the gene SYNPR, whose product is annotated as synaptoporin. The record is from RefSeq and is a predicted model, not a curated record. The transcript has 6 exons. Bases 154 to 1032 code for a protein of 292 amino acids. Lineage: Eukaryota; Metazoa; Chordata; Lepidosauria; Squamata; Cordylidae. Gene Ontology annotation, cellular component: synaptic vesicle; synaptic vesicle membrane.